Messenger RNA from Brettanomyces bruxellensis, 1044 nucleotides. RefSeq lists its product as uncharacterized. Gene Ontology annotation, molecular function: cAMP-dependent protein kinase regulator activity. The coding region runs from base 1 to 1044 and encodes 347 amino acids. NCBI's taxonomy places the organism in Eukaryota, Fungi, Ascomycota, Pichiomycetes, Pichiales, Pichiaceae. The record is from RefSeq and is a predicted model, not a curated record. Gene Ontology annotation, cellular component: nucleus; cAMP-dependent protein kinase complex. Gene Ontology annotation, biological process: regulation of protein phosphorylation. The transcript has a single exon.
AUGGCAGAAAAAUCAUCAAAAGAAUCUGUGUCGUUCUCUGUCGAUCCUUUUUCCAACGAAAGAAUAUCAGGUCACAAAUCGGUUGCAACAAAUGAUGCAACUGAUAGCAGGAGUUCCAACACAGGAGCAUUUGGCUUUUUUAAAGGGUCUGCCUUUGCGAAGGCGGUGGCUUCAAACACAGAGCCUCCAAAAAAUUUCAAUGCUAACAGAAGAACCAGUGUUUCUGCCGAAGCAAUGAAUCCAAAUAACUUUAAGGAUGACUGGAAGGCACCUGUUCAUCAUCUUACACAUGAACAAUUGCAACGUUUAAACGAUUCAGUUGUAAAAAACUUUUUGUUCAGUCAGUUGGACCAGGAGUCGCUAAAAACUAUCAUUUUUGCUUUGGAGGAAAAGCGGGUGAAUAAAGGUGACGAGGUUAUCAAACAGGGUGAUCAGGGUGAUUUUUUCUAUGUUGUCGAGAAAGGCAAAGUUAGUUAUUAUGUUGAUGGUAAAAAGGUGAAUGAUUCUUCAAAUGGUUCUUCUUUUGGUGAGCUAGCAUUGAUGUAUAAUUCACCUAGAGCUGCAACUGUUGUUGCCGAAUCAGACUGUAUACUGUGGGCAUUGGAUAGGAUGACUUUUAGGAGGAUCCUUUUGGAAAGAACUUCUAGGAAGAGAAGCAUGUAUGACCGCUUUUUAAAGGAGGUUCCAUUAUUGAAAUCACUUUCAUCAUACGAAAGGUCAAAGUUGGCUGAUGCUUUGAACACAGAAAACUAUGUUGAAGGGAAGAAUAUUGUCACACAGGGAGAGGGUGGUGAGAAUUUCUAUUUUAUCGAAAAUGGUACGGCGGAUGUUAUCAAAGAUGGUAAAGUUGUCCAAAAAUUAAGGAAAGGUGAUUAUUUCGGAGAAUUGGCUUUGCUCUAUGAUUCACCUAGACAGGCAACUGUUAAGGCUACCAGUUCUUUAAAAGUGGUGACAUUAGGAAAAAGUGGUUUCCAGAGAUUGUUGGGUCCUGCCGUCGAAGUUCUUAAACUUCAAGAUCCUACAAAAAAGAUGAAGUCAAAUUGA